AUGAAAAAUUGUAACAGAGAGACCAAGUUGAUUUACAGAACGUUGAGCGACAAAUUUUUUGUAAUCAACAAACCUGUAAACUGGACAUUGACAAAGAAAAAAACGAAACGAGCAGAGGAGGGGGGAGGGGCAUUGGCUCCAACUGGUAAGCCCUCUCCGUUGUUCAGUAGAAACAGUGACAAAGCAAAAUGUGUGGAACAAACAGAUUACCCAAAUGACAAACAAAGAAGUAAUAUGUACAGGAGAGAACGCUUUCUUAGCCAGAUGAACAACCUAAGUAGCGCUGAAAAAAAUGCAUUCCUUUAUACAAAUUCUGCCUUAUACUUAUACAACGAUUUCAAUUUUACUCUGAGUGGGAACUCCUCCACAGAGAAUAACCAUAAAGAUAAAAUUGUGCAGAAGUAUUAUGUAGAGUCCCUGUUAAAAUGUGAGACGGACGGGGAUGUGUAUUACCCGUAUAAGCUCCCUAUAUACAUGAGUGGUCUCGUCAUAUGUUGUCGAGAUUUACUUAUUUACAAAAAAUUUUUGCAAAUGAUUAGGGAGAAUAAGUUGGUGCGCAAGUACAGAUGUUUGGUACGUGACCCCUUCAUCUCUGUUGAGAGUAAUAAAGUGAGUUUGUUCAGGGAGACAGCAAACACACAUGCGUGUGCAUACACAAGCACGAAUGGUGAGGACAACAAAAUUGAUCACAGAACAGCUAUACACUUUUUAAAAUCACUACAAGCACAAAAGGAAGCGAGUGAUAUGUUUCCUUAUCACAAUUUUUUUGCGGACAAUCCCUAUUCCUCGAGUUACUGCUAUCGGUUGGCUGACUUAGCGAUCGAUGAAUGUAAAAGGGGAGUAAAUCCCACGUGUAGUAUAAACAAAGAGGGGAACAAUAAAAAUGGAAGUAACAGACCUUACAGGGGGGGGAGAUUCACUGCGAGGGAAGAAAAGACCCUCAAUUUUGACCACUUCGUUUCAGCCUUUUUGAGGAGAAGUCCCCCAGUGAAGAGCCUCAACCGCUUUUUGUCCAACCUCCUCAACAACAAUAACGCAACCCUGAAUGAAAGCGACGAGUAUGAUUUAGAACGCGAGAAUGAACUCCGAGUGAAUCCUCCUAUAGGGUACACAGAGCAAGAGAAACAUAAGCACAGCGACUCAAGUGUGAGUCGAACAAAUGGUGACCACUUACUGUACGAUGUACAGAUGCAAAAGGAAUGUCUGUCCAAAGAGGGCAAGAUAAAAUUCCCCUUAUCUCUAUACUUCAACCAAGGGAACUUUUUUACCUUUGACAAAAAAUUCGAACAAAACUCCAUUCCUGUCUCCAUGAUUUACAGAAUGGAGAAUUAUAGGGCCUACUUGAAAAGGAAUUUAAAAACGUGUUUGAAGGAGGACGGUGUAAAUAUGUUUUUGAAUAAAAAUUCCAACAUUUGUAUUAUCGAGUUUGUUUUUCUGGACAACCCGAAGCCUGAUUUGAUCAGAUUUUUUUUUAGCGAACUGAACACACCCAUAAUUAAUGACAAUAUAUUUGACAGGAAUUCAUUCAAACGGGAUGUAAUUGGUGAAGUGAUUUGGAAGCAGUUGGAUGGCAGCUACGCGGAUUUGUCUCCUCCUCUGGCGGGUUCUCCGCUCUUCGAUGAGCCUACCCAUUUGGGUGUUGAAGUGGAGCAAGAGGAUGGGGUUCAAUCUACCACCUGGGGAUUUCAAAACCGUGAUAGGAAAAUUAAAGAGUAUUUGCUUAAGACGAGAGACCCCGACGUUAACGCUUUCACCAUCCCUGGAAUGGGGGUGACUUCGCAGAGCUGCGAACAGAAAGUACAAAAAAUAAAUUCAAGCAAUUUCAUCAUACAGGACAGUAGUUCAAGUGGUGGACACGACGAAGGGGGGCACAAAUGUCCACAGAGCAGCGGACAACAAAUGAAACGUUCCAAUAACAACACGAAUCUGUGUCUGGAACUAUUUCAGCUGCAGUUUUUGGAUCCAAUCAACGGCGAUCAUGUGAAGAUAGAAAAUUCUCUUCCUAGCGCAUGGCUUUAA
Messenger RNA from Plasmodium fragile, 2019 nucleotides. RefSeq lists its product as uncharacterized. The record is from RefSeq and is a predicted model, not a curated record. Lineage: Eukaryota; Apicomplexa; Aconoidasida; Haemosporida; Plasmodiidae. The coding region runs from base 1 to 2019 and encodes 672 amino acids. The transcript has a single exon.